AUGUCAGGCUCAGGACAAUCCAACGUCGGAAACCGCAGUAUCUACGAGGCAGGCGACCAGCGCAACGCCCCUGUGUCCGAGCUCCAAGAGCGCGCCCGUUACGCCGAGGGCAUGCCCCACAGCCACAAGAACCUUGAUUCCAAGGAUGGCCGCUCCAUUGCCAACAAGCUUGCCUCCCAGGAGAACAAGCCUGACUCCGGGCAGCACCACAACAACGAGUACGAUGCCGAGGCUGAGUUGAGCAAGCAAGAUCCUACCAAGCCUGCCAGAUCGCAUGGCAAUGCUCCUUCCAAGGGUGCUAAGAUCGAUGCCGAGCUCAAGGCUGAGGAUGAGCAGCGUCUGCGGGAAAAGGGCAUUAAGCACUAA
Penicillium samsonianum is the source of this 366-nucleotide messenger RNA. RefSeq lists its product as uncharacterized. The transcript has 2 exons. The record is from RefSeq and is a predicted model, not a curated record. NCBI's taxonomy places the organism in Eukaryota, Fungi, Ascomycota, Eurotiomycetes, Eurotiales, Aspergillaceae. Bases 1 to 366 code for a protein of 121 amino acids.